GAGACAUCAUAUACAUUAAUAUAUAUUUGUUGAGCACGAAACCUUGAAGUGUAGCCAGGACAUUUCCUCGAAACUAUGGGCGGCCAUGUAGCUUCAAUAUCUUAUAGAUUAUAUCACUGAACAUAGGUCCAGGUGUAUUCAGUAAACAAAGAUCUGAAGGGCUGUAUUUCCUUCAUCGAACACACUAUGCGUUCAUCACAGUUUGUGACGGAUUACGGAUACGAACAAACUAGCACUUGUUUGGAAGGGUAUAUUCUCAAGGUUCAUCUUCGAAGCCAGUGCGCAGAAUGGCUGUAACGAUCAUAUGCACGCUCUUGGUGUGUUUUAUUACAGAAACGUCAGCGGAAACUUGCUAUGGUCGAUAUUCAUCAACUAUAUGCAUUUUCGGCUGUUGUGAGGAUGCUGUUUAUAUCUUCUGCUGUGUUUCAAACAAAUGGGCAAUAACUAUCAUCGUCUUUGCAGCGUUCGUUACCAUCGCUUUGCUCUGCACGUGUUUCCAGGCAGUUGCUAAAGCGGCCACAUCUAAAAGCCGGACAGUGGGCGUGGAGAGGACCGCUCCUGAGACAACAAUGCCGAGAGCUGCCACGUCAGGUGCAACGUCAGGUGCAACGUCAGCUGCCACGUCAGGUGCCAUGUCAGGUGCAACGUCAGGUGCAACGUCAGCUACCACGCCAGCUGCCACUUGAAGGAUUGUCCUAUAUGCCAGGCUGCAUCGUAUAACGGAUGUACUUCUGAAGAAAACAAUACAUCUAUCUUCUUGCUUUUAUUUUAUCCUAAUUAUAUAAUACAACACACGGGGUCGAAAAAUUAUUAUGCUAUUUAAUUGUGGUUUUGUGUUAAAGUAUAUUUCAAAGAAUUAAUAAAAGUAAAAUAGCUUUCUCAACAUCCGGCUUCCCUAACACUUGCCUUAUUAACGGCUAUGUUUGAAGCGGACCUCUGUCAAGCCUGAUCACAUCGCCUUCUUGUUUCAUUCUAAACUGGUCUAGAAAUGUUCAGAAAAACAACAUAAAUUUUCGAAAUAUAACCUUAUAUAAUUUGUAUAUUGGCCUUGAUUGUGUUGUCAUGAGUAAUUACACAAGGUAUAUUAAUAAUGUUCGUGUGAAGAAAUACAUGUUUCAUACUGUGUGCACCCGAAUGAAGUAUAUUACAGUCAAUAGUUGGAAUGUUUUAGCACAUACAUCAACGACUUUACAUUGGAGAAGUGUAUACUUAGCAAUUAACGAGAGUGUUAAGAAUUUGCAAUAAAUCCUGCCAGAAUGAAUUUUGA
Molecule: messenger RNA, 1267 nt
Organism: Haliotis rufescens (red abalone)
Lineage: Eukaryota; Metazoa; Mollusca; Gastropoda; Lepetellida; Haliotidae
Exons: 4
Coding region: 288-686 (132 amino acids)
Source: RefSeq, a predicted model, not a curated record